Molecule: messenger RNA, 1341 nt
Organism: Prunus dulcis (almond)
Lineage: Eukaryota; Viridiplantae; Streptophyta; Magnoliopsida; Rosales; Rosaceae
Product: F-box/FBD/LRR-repeat protein At1g13570-like
Exons: 4
Coding region: 1-1341 (446 amino acids)
Molecular function (GO): protein binding
Source: RefSeq, a predicted model, not a curated record
AUGUUGAAACUAAAUUUAAACUCUGUUUGCUCUCUCUCUCUCUCUCUCUCUCUCAAACACAAGGGUCACAGUUCUCAGAACCAAACAGAACCACCCAAGUUGCGUUCGAAAGUGGAGAUCAAGACGGAUAAAAUUAGCAACUUACCAAGUGAUGUUACAGAAAAAUUUUUGUUACUUUUGCCAAUUAGGGAUGCAGUGAGGACAAGUGUCUUAUCAAGAAAGUGGAGAUACAAAUCGGCUAUGCUUCCACAUCUUAAGUUCGAUAGUCUGUCUGUAUCAACUGUAAAGCAGACAACCUUUGCAAACAUCGUUGAUCAAGUACUCUUACUUCACAUUGGCCCCAUAUGCAGUUUCCUGCUUUCUCGUCCCGAUGAUUUUCUAGCAAACAGUGAUAUUGAACGAUGGAUUCUUCAUCUAUCAAGAAACUCUAUCAAAGAGUUCACACUUGAAAAUUGGAAAAGUCAUCUCUACGAGAUGCCUUCAUGUUUCUUCUCCUGUCAAGAUAUGACUCAUUUAGACUUAUAUAGGUGCUUGCUACAGCCUCCAUCAACAUUCAAAGGCUUUAGAAGUUUGAAGAGUCUUUGCAUGGAGAAUGCUACCUUGGCCCAAGAUGUGUUUAAGAAUUUGAUUGUUUGCUGUCCUCUGCUUAAGACACUCCGUUUGCUAAACUGCGAUGGUUUACGUCAUCUCAAGAUGGAUGCACCGAAACUAGAAUUACUUGAGGUUGAGGUUGAUGAAGGUGUUUUUGAGAUGGUUAAUCUUCAGAAUACCUUAAAUCUUGCUGAUGUUUCCAUUACUUUGGCCAUCAAUGAUGACUUAAGACAGGUUCCUGACAGCAAUUUAGUCCAAUUUUUUGUUCACUUUCCUCAUAUUCGAAGGCUCACAUUUGGAAGAAACUUUUUAAAGUAUUUGGCUGUUCGUGCCUUGCCAGGAAAGCUGCCUCAACCAUGCCUAUGUCUGAAGUUUCUUUCUAUUAGCAUCCGCUUUAAAGCUCUAAAGGAGAUUUUAGCAGCUCUUUGCCUUCUGAGAAGCUCCCCUGCCCUACAAGAACUUGAAAUUUUUGCUCACCACGAAGAUCGGGAUGUUGUGGGAGAAGUGAACUCUUGGUUAGAUGACAAUCAGAAUUGCCAAUUCACUGAACUCCAGCGUGUGAAAAUGAUAAGCAUGUCUGGUGGCAAACAUGAACUAGAUUUCAUCAGAUUUCUGCUUCUAAGUUCCCCUGUGCUUGAGAGGAUGACUGUUAAGCCAGCUUCUUACAACGGUUCUUCUGAACUUUUAAAAAAGUUGUUCCGGUUUAGGCGUGCCUCAUUGUGUGCUGAGAUAAUCUACUUGGACCCAUGA